AUGAAUUUUGAUGAAGAAACAGACAAAGAAUACGAAAAUAACGCCAUAAAACUCCUUCAAAAUCAGCUCUCCAAAGUAAAUUUAAUUUACUCCCCUUUAAAUUGGAACAAAAAAUCCUGUUCCAAUUUAAAGGGUUAAUUUUAUUUUUAAAAAAAAAAUUAUUACUAAAUUUUUCUAGAAUAAAAAAUUAAUCAACUGUUUAAUUGCAUUUAGUUAUAUUGUUUUUUAUUUAGGUCAAAACUAAUUUUAUAAAAAAUUAUUAAUAAAGUUUCCUAUUGAAAAGCUUUGUUCCAAUUUAAAGAGGGUCAAAGUACCUAAAAAAUGAAGAUUUACUGAUGUUUUGAUCCAAUUUAAAGGGAGGGAUUUAGUUAACAGUCCAAUCCCGAAGCCUUUGUCAAUCUCUCAAAGGUGAAAAAGAGCGGCUGGAAAGACUUUCGUCCCAACUGCAUCUCACAAAGCAACAAAUCGAUUUUUUCUCACAGGAAACUCACCGUGCCUUAGAAGGUAUUAAAGACGCCAACUGGCAAUUUACCAAAGAAAUAUGUAGCGAACUCGGAAAAAUAAAAAAUCCUACUAACACAUUGCUUGAAGUUUGCGAUAAAUUCAUGCUCAUGCUUGACCAAAAAGACAGAUCUUGGAAGACUUUUCGGGCAAUCACAAAAAAUUACAGCCCACUAAGAAGCCUUAUGAGCAGCGUCCAAGCAGAAAAUUUGACUGAUGAACAAGUUAAUGAAAUUUUACCUAUAUGAAAAAAGCAGCAACAAAUACAAGCAAAACUUCAAAAAGUCAGUAAAGGUGCCCAAGUAAUCGCAGAAUGGAUUUCUUACUCAGUUGAAUACAAGCUCAAAAAAGAAACCCUGACUUCUUCUAAACGAAGGCUGCCUGAGCUAGAAAAAAAGGUUAAAAAUCAAGUAAGCAAAAUUGCAGAAAUUAAUGCUCAGAUUUUGAUAUUAGAAGAACAGAUAAGUGAAGUGAAAAUAAAUAUUGAUAACUCCCCUGGCGACGAGGAAGAACAAACUGAAGAAGAAAUGAGCGUGAUUUCUAUGAGGUCGACCAAUUUAUCAGUUAAGCCGAAAAAUGAAGAAAAAGUGGUUAGCUUUGCACAGGAUGGGUUUGCUGAAGAAAUAGUUCAGCGAUCGAAUAUAAAAGACACACUUUCUGAGGUCCCAAAUGAAGGGUGUGAUAUUAAAGAACAAAAUAUUUUGAUAGAUACGCCUAGGUUUAUUGAAAGCAAAUUCCCGAAUUUUAAUUUGAUGUCGGAAGAUCUGUAUGGGGAAGAACCGAAAAAAAGCAAAGAAGACGAGGAUCAUGUAGAUAUUAUUUAUGAGGACAAUCAUGAGCUUAUGGGGUGCUGCCGAUCAAGGUUUUUUUGCUUUUAA
Blepharisma stoltei is the source of this 1379-nucleotide messenger RNA. Lineage: Eukaryota; Ciliophora; Heterotrichea; Heterotrichida; Blepharismidae. The record is from the annotation of a GenBank genome assembly.